Molecule: messenger RNA, 3369 nt
Organism: Rotaria socialis
Lineage: Eukaryota; Metazoa; Rotifera; Eurotatoria; Philodinida; Philodinidae
Source: the annotation of a GenBank genome assembly
AUGACACAAGCAACAGUAAAUGUCGGCAAUAGUGCCGGCAAAAAUCUCAAUCCCAAUGCUCAACACUUUUCGUCGCGCGAUUUUAACCAUGGAACAGUACUAGCCGGAUCAACGGCACCCAGUGAUGAUUCGUAUACAGAAUAUCUUGAUAAUGGCACGGGACCGUAUCUUCGACAACAUCAAUCUCAGCUAUAUUCGCGUAAAUUUCAAUUAUUUUAUUUCUAUUUAUUUCCUAUAUGUACAUAUAUAUUUAUAUAUGUUGAUAAUUCAGGUUUUUAUUAUGAGGUCGAUCCGUCGUCAAUCGAUUCACUUCAACAACAACAACAACAGCAACCAGACUCGAACUUCGCCGUACAUGAACAUGUAGCCAUGCUUGAUACAAUCGAUCAUCAACAACCACCAUUGUUAAAUUCAAAUCAUAUACAUCAUCCUCGACAACAUGUAAAUCAGACAAUGCCAGAUGAAGAACAAGUUCAUCAAUUACAACCAGCAUCGGAACAAUUACGACAACUUUUGAAAAAACAACUUGAAUAUUAUUUCUCAAGAGAGAAUAUGAUUCAUGAUGCAUAUUUACAAUCACAAAUGGAUGCCGAUGAUUAUGUUUCUAUAGCUAUAAUUGCAAAUUUUAAACUUGUUAAACGUCUUACACAUGAUUUACAAUUAAUUAUAGAAGUACUUAAAGAAAUACCAUCUGUUGAAGUUGACGCCGAAGAAAAGAAAGUUCGUUCAUCUGAAGAAAAAAAAUAUCGACUAACACGUAAACGUUGUAUUAUUAUUUUACGUGAUGUACCAUUGGAUGCGACUGAAGCCGAAGUAUCAGAAUUAUUUUUAAAUGAACAUUGUCCUGUACCAGCAGUUGAAUGUGAAAGAGUUUUAGAAUCAGGUACUUCUGAUUGCUGGUAUGUGACAUUCAAUAGUGAGGAUGAUGCGCAAAAUGCCUUUCUAUAUUUAACACGUGAAAAUGUUUCAAUACGUGGUCAAAAAGUUUUGGGUCGAAUGAAAACACGUCUAUGGCAAAAACCAUCAUCUGUACCAAGUACAAAUGCAUCAACACCUAUGUCACCACCAAUGACAUCAAAUAAUAGUGGUGCAACAAGUCCACCACCAUCGUCACAACAACUGAUUCAAACAUAUCAAAACGCAACAUUUGUUCCACAACAGCAACAAACUCUACCUCCACAACUUCAGUACUCGGCUCACCCACAACAGCAACAACAAUUUAAUCAACAACAAAUUCCACCACAACAGCAACAACAACAUGCUUCUGUUUAUAUGCAAACAGGAGCCAAUACUCAUCCGAAUCAAACAUCAAUUCUUGGAAAUAUUCAAUCACAAACAAAUACUUAUCGUCUUCCAAUGCAUUCAUCAGCGGGUCCACCACCACCUCCUCCGCAACAUGUUGCUGCUCAAUUUUCAACGACAAAUCAAACACAACAUUCGAUGGAACAUGCACAAGCAUUACAACAUUUACGACUAAGUUACCCAAAUUAUGGUGCUAAUACAGCAUUUGAUCGUGCUACAUGGGCUGCGACACAUCCGCAAAGUGUGCAAUCUGCACAGCAAACACUUCAAUUUGCAACAGCAGCUCAACAAGCUAAUAUGGCUUCGUAUCCAGCUUCAAUUCAUCAACAACCACAACUGUUCGCUGGAAAUCAUCCUGUAUUUCAAGCGGGAGGCGGCUUAUGGUAUAUGCAACCUGGUUAUCAAACAGCUGACGGUUAUCCAACUAUGGCCUAUAACGGUGGCAAUAAACCUAAAACUCGAAUGACACGUGAAUAUCCACAAACAUCUAAAUCACGUAAUUCAACUAAACCACUUGGUACUCGAAAUUCUCGUCAUGAAGGACCCCAAAUGAAUAAUGAACAUUCAAAUGAAUUACUUGAUUAUUGUCAACACAGUACUCCACAUUCCGAAGAUAGUAGUUCACCAAUCCCUCGUGCCGAAGCAGUCAUUAAUCGUGUUAAUGAACCAAUUGCACAGCCAGUAUCAAAUACAUCAUUACAACAUGUCCAAGCAUACUCUACAAGUUCAAUUGAUACCUCAGCUAAUGAAACUAUUGAUCAUUAUCAUCAUCAAUCAAAUAAUGAUGUUUUAUAUAAUAAUAAUACGAACAGUCAUGUCCAACAACAAGGGUCAUCUGAUACAAAUCAAUCCCAAGAACAAACUAAUGAUUCACAAAAUUUAGGCAAUUUUUCACUUCAAUCCUCUUAUCGGACAUCAACAACAAUCGAAAAUUCCAAUUUAAAUUACCAACCAUUAGAACAACGAAAACAACCUGCUAGUAAUCAAGAUCAACAAGCACAUCCUCAAGCCAAUGAAAAUCAACAACAAUCAAAUAAAAAACCGAAUCAACAACCGGCAUCAAUCCGUCCAUUAAUGCCACGUGAAAUCCGACCAACACAAAAUUCCAAUCGUCCAUCGUCAUCGUCACAACAAGGACGAUCUCAACAACAACAACAACAACAACAAUCACGGAAUAAUUCAAAUUCAGCAACACCAUUAACUGUUACAAUACCUAAAGUAUCAUCAGCGACUUAUUACAAUCAAACAUCAUCAUCAUCACCACAAUCUCCUAAUUCAAAUCAAAAAAAUCAACAACAGCAGCAAUCAGUUAUUGAUAAUAAUGGACCUCGUACUUAUGCUGAUAUGCUUAAACUGAAACAAAAUCCCCAACAACAACAAUCAGAAUCAACAAGAUCUCCAACAAAUGAAACUAACGAUAUAACUUCGCCGCGCGCUCAAUCACCGACCACUAAUCUUAGGACUGAUUCCGUAUCCGUUAAUGCCGAAUCGAGUGGCCAAUUAUCGCCAACAUCAUCCGAUUUAUCGCCUUCAAAUCAAAUCGAACCAACAAUUAUUUCACAGUCAUCAGCCAUAAAUGAUGUGAAUUCUGCUCGUCGUAAUAGUUCUGCAUCCGAUCAUCCUCAACAACAACAGCAACAGCAACAGCAACAGCAACCGCAACAGCAACAGCAACCGCAACAACAACAACAACAACAACAACAGCAUACAUCACCAUCACAUCAACAGUAUAAUAAUCAACGUGGUCGUGGUGGUGGUCGCGGAGGUGGAAAUUAUCGCUAUACACAUGAACGUCGUUCUGGUUCAAAUAACAGUUUAAAUCGUGGUGGCGGCGGCGGUGGCGUUACUGGUAAUCGUGGUGGAGGACGUCGUACAGUAAAUAAUAAUAAUGCUGGCUCUAAUGGUCCACCAACCUAUCAAUCUCGUGGUGGUGGACGUGGUAAUGGAAGAGUUUUUGAUCGUUCACGAGGAGGAGGUGGUAACUAUCACAAUAGUAAUCAACCGGUGGUGAACCGUUUCACCAGCAACCCCGGCAAUGUUGAAUCACAGGUUCACUAUACUGAAUAG